UCAGGGUAAUGGUAACGCGAUACCCAGUAUUUUCACUGUUUUUGUGCUCAGUGCAAGCGUUUUUGGCAUGGAAUCAAGAUGCUGCUGGACCGAGAGGAGCUUUGCCGAUGUUUGAUGAUGCAAUUCCCCUACGUAUCGGCUCUGAUUUUGACUAUUUGAUGUUGACAAGAAUUUAUCCCACCGCUGUUUGCCGUGCCGACGAUGACUCAGUCCCAAACAUCUGUGAAAUCCCAGCCGAAACUCCGGAAUGGUCAAUCCAUGGACUCUGGCCAAAUUACCAAAAUGGUACUUAUCCACAAUUUUGCGAUGGAUUACCCAGAAAAUUCGAUGGAAAGUUGAUCGAGCCUAUUGAGUCGAACUUAACGAAAUUCUGGCCAAAUCUGUACCCAUCAAAGACGGCACAUUCAUUCUGGAAGCAUGAAUGGGAAAAACAUGGAACAUGUGCUCAAAGUUUGAAGAACCUUUCCUCGGAAUUUUUAUAUUUUUUCAAAACAAUGUACAUAGAUUCCCAAUUUUCUGUGGGAGCUGCCCUGAGGAGAGCAGGAAUUAUUCCCAGGGAGGAACCUUACCAUUUGGACGACAUACAAGAAGCUUUAAGAAACGAGCUAAGCUACGGAAAAAAUGUCCAAAUCAAUUGUCUCACAGAUAAAAAGACAAGACAAACUCUUCUUGGGGAUGUUCGCAUGUGCAUAGACAAGCAGUUUCGCCCUGUUGAUUGCCCAAUAGAGAAAAGCUUUCAACCUUUGACCUACAUCCUUGGUCAUCCACCACCAUUGCCAAGUUUCAAGAAAUGCCCCUUAUCAGUCGUUUACCUUUCUGAUUCUACGGCGAGAGUUCUGAAUGUGAUCGGAUUGGAGCAUAGAGAGAUAACAUACUGGAUCAAUCCUCUCAUUCCUAUCUACAGCACUUUCUUCAGCCUUCAGGAGCCAAAACAAGAAUUUUUGUGGGGAGUAAGCAUACCCUUCGUCGCCAUUGUUCUUUUCGUCUACUACAAAGGUGGCCGAGAUUUCUAGCCAUGGACGAAAAGCAUUGACGAUGGUCUUGGACAUAUAGGAGUUCCGUAAUGACAUGACAUUCAACGAAAAAACCUUUUUCUCAAUUGAUCUAACAGCUAUAGUCUGUGUACGGGUAUGUUAACAUAAUAACGGUUAUUGUUCACUUUCUCAAGACCCUCUCCUGUCGAGCUUUGUAAAUGUAGAUAAUGUUGUGAAUUUGAACUUAUAACUCUGCAGGUUGAUUAUAAAUUGUAGACUAGCUUGUUUAAUGAAUAUGAUUUUCUGU
Messenger RNA from Cylicocyclus nassatus, 1281 nucleotides. Lineage: Eukaryota; Metazoa; Nematoda; Chromadorea; Rhabditida; Strongylidae. The record is from the annotation of a GenBank genome assembly.